AUGCGCAAGACCAGAUAUCUGCCGGCGUCGCGGCAGAUUCUCGUCAAUUUGCUCGUGGCCCCGGACUUGGUUGCGCAGGAAGAAGCCAUCAAGAUAAACGCCGACCGAGCGAACAUGUUUGCAGACAUCCCGACGAAGGAGGUGCAGCUCGACUCCGUGCCGGCGUUGUUUCUGAAGACUGGAGCUGUUUCUGAAGGCUGUUUUUUCAGCCUCCCCCCAAGAGCGGCGGCGUCAGGCACUACGGCGACGACAGCGUGGGCGAGCGAAGGAGAGGAAGGCCCAUUGCGGAGCUGGGAGCGCGGGAGCUGCGUCCCCCUAGUGAUGUGA
This is a messenger RNA of Prorocentrum cordatum, 327 nucleotides long. Lineage: Eukaryota; Dinophyceae; Prorocentrales; Prorocentraceae. The record is from the annotation of a GenBank genome assembly.